AUGCACAGGAACAGAUGCCAGAGAUGUCGAUUAAAUAAGUGUUUGGCUAUGGGGAUGAGAAAGGAAGGUAAUUUGUGUUCAAGUAACUUUCAAAGUUGGUGUUUUGCUAUUAUGUAACCUAUGCCAAACUAGAACAUUGUAACUUUGAUAGGCUUACCUUGUGAAAUUAGGUUUACCGAUUUUAUCCUAAUUUGUCGCAGACCAGAAGAUGUUUGAAAAACUCAGUAAGCUUGUAAAGCAAAGCGUACUCUACUCUCAGUGCUUUUAAUAUUGAGUUGUAAUAUUGAGUUGGACAAACUCGUUUAUUGGCUGCAUGCGGGACAUGCUGCAGUGAAGGAAAGUUUUCAGUGUUUGUGUAAUGGGUCAUUAUAACUGUUUAUACUCCCAAUAUCAAUGAAAGAUGUUUUUUCUUCGGGAAGCUAGUCAUCAUAAGUGGUACAGUAGUUAAAAUAAAACAGGUUUAUACUGCAGCCGACAAGUCCAUGGGCAAAAUAAUAAGACCCAGCCUUGUUUUUUUGCUUAACGUCUUUGGUUAACGUUGCCGUUUUAAUUUCCACUAACGCGGAAGAGGAAAAAAAAAUGAAAUUUUGAAAGACCUACUUAGCGUUUCCUCGUGCAGAACACGCGAUUUUCUAUGGACCUGGUAAUUAUUGUCUUCAAGAGUAUUAUUACGGAGACAUGUUCACAAAUAAAGAAGAGAUAUAGUUUGCGUUUCGUUUAUGAAUAAACUAAGAAUGAAAUAAAGUUUCUAAAUUCUUUCUCAAUGUUUGCAACUGAAACUAUCCACCCCACAUGUUACAUUCGGCCAUAUUUCAAUUAUCACGUGCUGAGCGUCUUGUCGCAAACACUCGUUCCACGCACACGCGAUGUACAAAUCGUAUUAACAUAUCAUGUGACAUCAAACCUUUUAGCAGACAUUACUGGACAUUACACGAACAGAUAUUUUGAGCGAACUGCUACCUUUUGAAUUAUAUAAUGUGGCAGCCGACAUUUUCGCUUGAUCACUACACAUCUGACUACGAGGGUCAUCGACAUCUUCCGGUAGAGAAUGCUAGAAAACUUUGCCGAUAUUGUCGUAUGUAUUCAUUUUACUUAGGCCGCGCGGAAGUCGAGCGUCCGGCAUGUUUGUGUUUAUCGUAGGCUGCACAGUUCUUGUUUCCGAUGCAUUCGCCUCUGCUGUAAAGGUACUGUGUCAUGUGGUAUUCGUGACUCGUGUGACAACUUAAAGGAACAUUGCACGUGUGGUCUUGAUUAUGUAACACGUUUAUUUACUUAUGUACGUUUCCGUUUUUGCAUAUAUAUUCUUCGGUGAAAUGUGUACGUAAUUUUUCUAGAGCUGAUUCAUCCAUUUGUGAUCGCAAGGUCAAACUUCUGAAGAACGUAUUACAUAACUUGCAACCAGGCAAAAUGGAGCACCUGAUGGUAGAAGCCGCAGUGUGCUUCUCUUGUAGUGAUCUUGGUGUCAUUUCUACUGGAAAGUGUUUUUCCUCUUCAAAAACAGAACAUGCAAAGUACGAACAAUGUACAUUUAACCCAACCCGCGCGGCGUGACCCUAAUCAGCCUCUGGGCAUCUACUCGGAAGGAAGUAAUAUGCAAGUCUUACGCCCCACCGAAACUUCAUAAUAUAACAACAAAAUACUACUGCGAAAACAUCGUGUCUCACGUAAAAAUGUGGCUAAACUAGUGAGUCAUGGACUGGAAGCAUAAAUAGUUUUGGCCUGACUAUAGAGCUCUCCCUGUCGAAACUGUAAUUUUUCCUUUGUGGUCAGCCCGGCCCAGAGAAUAAUCUUCUUUAGAAGCAAUUAAAUUACGAUUUGAUUACCCUUACGUGCAGGAAACACAAUACGUGCUUAUUUAUGGUCUAUUUUUGUAUACAUAUUUCCGUUUUGUUAACUCCUUUUCAGAUCAAUAAGGCCUAUAAACCCACAGCGUAUCUCAAGACCUUGUGACCGCAAACCAGUGCAAAUGGUUAAGUUACCUGGAAGCAAGUUUAGGGGAAAACGAGAAAAACGCCCUCCUCCCCCCCCCCCCCGCGAACCCAUCGCCCCGCCUGUCUUUCUCUUGGGCUGGUUUCGAUAUAUUAAAAAUCAUCCGUGGCUACACGGCUUAGGGGAAUUAAACAGAAGAAAUUCAUUGCUGAACCUCAAGAUUAAUUAUUCUGUUGUACUCCUCUAAUCCUCCAAGCUAAGUAAAAAAAAAUCAAUAUAUCGAAAUUGGCCUAUUCUAUCGUUAGUUAAUUCAUUUUAACCUGUGUCUUUUCUUCUCGCUAUAGCUGUACAGUGUGAAAGAAAGCCUAUUUCUACAUGCUCUGAAAAUGUGGCAAAUGAAAACCAUUCGCAAGUUUCGCCUCAACUGUCUUCUUUGAGUCCCGCUGCUCCUGCUUUUCGUCCGGAAAACUCAGAGCGGACAAGUCCUACUCUUCCAUCAACAACUUCAAACUCAUCUCAAGAAGCAGUUUCUGCGUUCCUCUCUGAAGAACAGCGUUACAUCAUCAGCUCAGAACAUCUCCAUUUUAAACUCAAACCCCCGACACUAGGAGUGUCUACAAUAUCCAUGGACUACGUCUAUGAAAUUGCCACGCGACUUCUGUUCCUGACGGUUGAUUGGGCACGAAGCAUCCAGGCAUUUCGCAGUCUGGAAUGCGCUGACCAACUCGCUUUACUACAGAGCACAUGGUCGGAUCUUUUUAUGUUGGGCGUUGCCCAGUGUUCUAGUUCCUUUCCGCUGUCUCCAAUGCUUACACUUGCCGCUCUUCAUUUAGAGGAAAGUGAGAACACUGAAGACGAAAAAUCCCACGUUGCAAGGAAAGAAUCGAACAUGGUCGAGAAAUUACUGAUUUUGAAAGAGCUGUUAUUUAGUCUUGAAAAGCUUGAUCUGGAUUUAGUGGAGUAUGCGUUACUCAAGGCUAUUGUGCUGUUUAAUUCAGGUAAUUUUCAAGCAUUUGUGUGUUGUUAGAGGUGAAUUUUUGUGGACAGUGCAUGGGCACGAAGUUCUUUCAUUAUUUCUCCUUUCUUCCAAUUCUUACUUUCUUGAGGAAUUCCGAAGGUUAAAGUUCUUUCGCCGAAUGAGUAACGUAUUGUACCCUUGAAUUGCAUGACCUCAAAAGACUUCAACUCAAACCGAUUAAUUUAAGAAAAACUGUGUCCUCGCGUCCAGUCAAAGCUUUCUUCCGUGAACGACCACCUGCGGAAUCCAUAAACUGUAAGUGUUCGUAACUGGUGCUGGUGGACCACUAGAACUAGGCUCUUUAAAGCGACCUUGUGAGAAACGUAUUGCGAGUGAUUCGUUAUGAGAGCUUUUAGCAAAAAGCUUGGCACAUGUUCAGCUGAUCACCCAUAAAAUCAGCAACCAAAGUAAAAUAAAAGAGUUUCUUUUUCUACUUAUCACUUUCAAAGCAGAUGAAAAAAAUCAAAGAGUUUUGUUGGUCGUGGUCGCACUCGCUUAUUGUGUUGGUUAUAUACGGGAGCGGCCGCUUAAGAAAACUUUUCAUUUGAAAGCUUUAUUCACCUUUAGAGCGAGGACUAGGUGAGUGGUCGCAAAGAGCGCAUCCGCGGUAUUUAUACGAGUUUAGUGCCGAGGUAGACUCAUAAAAUAAGUUUUACUUUAAUUGGGCUAUGAGUAGUCCCUCAUUUUCUUCGACCUUUUGGGGGCGUGCAAAAUUCGCGUGCACGCGUGGAAAAUAGGGUACUAAGACUUGAAGGCUGUGAAAUUCGCGUUCACGCGUGGAAAAAGAGGUACUUAUUUCGUAGGCUGUGCUUUUAUACACGGUUUUUCUCUUUCCGUAAAAAAGUCGCCCUUUUAAGCGUGCGAGAGUACUGUCGUUUUAGUUGCGAACGUGGUCAGCUACAAUUACCCUUUAACGUUGGCAGAUCUCUUCAUGUAUGUUCCUUGGCUCCCACAUAGUAUACAGGGCUCGAAGUAAUUUCCGGAGAGUCUCCGUCUUUUUAGCUCGGUCACGUAUCGUUUCUGGCCAGUCAAAUUUCGGUCAAGUUUCAGAUCAAAUUUCCGCAUUACACAGCAACUCAGCGCUACAUACUGGUACAACUGAAACAACUGAAUGGAAUGGAAAUGUAAAUUUAUUUCGUUUUCAAUACGAUCGAAUGUGAUCGGUCAACAUGACCGGCAAAAUGAAAGGUUGUUCGGUCAAUUCCCCAAUCAGUCCUGACAUUGUCCGCCGUUGACUGCCCGUUAUUUCGAGCCGUGGUAUAUUUUAAAGACCCUAGAAGGGGAUUGUGGGGGGGGAGUUUUAAGACAAAGUAUGUUUUUAGAAGUGAUUUGUCAUUAACUUGCACGGUAAUUUUUUUUCUUUUGUAGAUUGCCCAGUUCUGAAGAAUCCCAAACAAGUUGAACAGCUACAAGAGAAGGCACACCGUUCUCUCAAGCAUUAUGUUGAGAACAUGCACCCCCGUAAUCCUGAACGAUUUGCAAAAAUCCUGCUUCGCCUACCAGCCACUCGAAUGCUUACUCAGCGGGCGGCGGAAGAACUGUUCUUUAGUCCUCUGAUUGGUACAGUCAAGAUCGAGAGCAUCAUGAAGAAUAUCAUUUCAAAUUCUUUGUCAUUUUAAUUACUAGCUGUAUAAGAUCUACUAGGUUCUCUGCUCUUCCAAAUUUCUUUGCUCACGGCGACAUGCCUGGAGGGUGAUUUGUGUUACCUGUUAUGUUAAUGUUUAGGAAUAUUUAACAAGAGAGCUGCGUUAACGCUAGCGUCGAGAAAACAGCCGACAUUUCGUAUCGUAGCCUGCGUAGCAUGGUGGUUUUGGUUGGGCCCGCUAAGUAAUAAAGGCGGGCGAGGGCAGAAAAACCGCGAGGCUUCGCCUCUCGUUCUCGCGUGCUUCGCGCGCGAAUUUCCCGGCUUCGCCGCUUGUGCGCCCGGCUGGACAAAACCGCCAUGCUACGCAGGCUAUUCGUAUCGCCACCACUGGUUUCAUUUUCGCGGGGAUACCACUGAUGGCGUCGCUAAAUGUCGGCUGUUUUUUCAGGCUAUUUUAGUACAGACAAGCGCAGAAAAUUAUGUCAUUAAGUGAACCGUGACGGCUUUAAAAAUCACUAAUGAUUCACGUGAAACGUUUGUUUUAAGUUACAAAUUUUUCGUCUUUGUUCGUUACAUUUCGUUUCUUGAGACGGUCCCGUCCGUAUUCGUGGACGCUCCUUAAUAUUUGUUAUUAUAAACCACAAGGAGAAGAGGGUCGCAUGAUUCAUAAUUCACGGCAGUGGUUGUAAAAACACGAUAGAAAAUCAAAUAUUUUUGAGAUAGAGCUUUUACUGAAAAAAACUCUUCUUAAAGAGACAGAUAGAAAACCAGCCAUUCGUCCGUCUUCUUUAUAUUGUAGUGAGUGAUACUUGAGGAUGCCAACUCGGACCAAUGGCUUAAAAUGGUCAUUUUUCAAUAAAACAGAAAAUAAUUGUUAAAGAAACUGGAGAAAAUUAAAACGGUUACAGUUGAUUGUUCUGUACAUUAAAAGUUUAACUCCGUUGUUUGUUCCCUCGGGAGACAUUUUAUUUAAGUGUAAAUAUUGAUUUUGUAAAUAAGUAAAUCAGAUCAAAUGAACAGAGAAAUAAAAAAAAAAUAAACAUAAUGAAUUAGUAUUAUGCACCUUAGUUUCUCUCAGGACAAAGUAGGGAUUUCUUGAUAACGUGAAGGGCAAAGAGAUAACAAUUUUACCGUACCUUUCUGAGCUCGGACGCGGUCCUCGGUCUUUCUUCAGCGAAAGGUGGAAACACCGCGAAAAAGUUCGAAAUGGCGUGUAGUAAGCUUUUCAGUGAAUUUUUCACUGGAGUUUCCAUUGUAAGAUCAUAGAGCACCUAAUAAUGAAUCUUGACUUCGAGCAGUCUUUGUCAAUCGAGGUCGAGUUCCGGGCGUCGAGUGAAGCUCAUAAGGACAAAGGCGCCGCUCCCGCGUAUCCCCAGAGCACUUCUCUACUGCGCAUGAUCACGAGCGGGGUCAAAAUCGUGCGACAUUCCACCCACUGAUGUCACUGAUGGAAGUCGUGAUUUGAUUCGAUAAAGGUUGAUUUGGGCAUGCAUCGGGCAAUCGCGCACUGGAAAGCUAUAUUGUUUGGUAAUCACUCAAUCAAAUCAUUGCAGAGAGUUGCUUUCCCAGUUCACAAUGGAGAGGAGAAGUCUUUACGUCACCUUGCCAUGGUAGGAAAAUUUCUGGAUGACACCAAAGGGAAAGUGAAUUUACUCUAUUUUUACUUCCUCGAUCUUAUUCAUUUUAUUUGUCAAAUGUUGGCAAAGUUUUCUGGAGUUGAAUCCGAUCGAAAGGACCGCAUUUAAGUUGAAAAGAAAAUUUUUGUGCUUCGCUGUGUUCACCUACUCUAUAAAGCGGUCGCGUGAAAUUAGGAAAAUUCAUGUCGAGCAACGACGGCUAAGAAAUCUGCAAUAACGUGUGAGGCACGUGCAAAUUAAUGUGUUGUUUUGCUAACAUAAAUCUAUUGCUUUUUUUCCGUUCUCGUUGUCGUUGCCGUCGUUGCUUAAAUUCCCUAUUGUUGUGAUCCAGAAAUUUUGCUACCAUGGUAACGUGACGUCACACAUCUCUCUAUUUAUCGGGCCUGUUUAUCUACCACUACAGAAAAAAAAAAUAACAUACCAUAAUGCUCUUUGUUUGUCACCCCAAAAUUUUGCAUAAGCGUUGUUUUCAGUUUCUCUUGGGGCCAUUUUAACUCCCAAAAGAAACUGAAGACAAUGCUAACGCAAAAUCUUGGGGUGACAACAAAGAGCAUUAUGGUAUGUUAUGGUAUUUUAUGCAGUGGUCAAUGAUUUGCCAAUGCCCAGUUAUGCAAUUUUUAUUGAAUUAAACAUAAACAGUUUACAUGGAAUAAACGGGAAGAAGUAAAGUGGGCCAGCACGGCCGAGUGACCGGGAACAGCCCCACAUUUCAUAGGUCUUCACAUGCCGGCAAAGGUUGUCCUUGUCCGUGGUGCCUAGGAUCAUAUAAUUAUAGGAAGAUCGAUCCUAGAGCUAGGAAUAUCCCGGGGGGGGACUCCUCAUAUGAAAGGGGUGGGGAUGCUCAUCGUCUCGCUUAGGAGUAUUUGUUCAAAAAAAAUUUGAGUUAACGUACGUAGCCCCUUGAGAUCGAUGAUAUGGUAAUUUUUUCAUAGUAUAUUGACUGAAUUGCUGAAUUCUUUGUAAUAUCAUGAUGCGUUAAAAAUAUCCGAUGAUCGCUUAUGUAAAAUAAAAAUGAUCGGUGAAAUUCGUCAAAAUUUUACCGAGGCGAGUGCCUCGGUUGGCCUCAUACUAGCUACGGCGCUGCCAACAACAUCGCGACAUAAUUGACCAAUCAGAUCAAUAACCAGAGUACAAUACCAUCAACUGACAUGAUACAACUCACUUUGACUCUGAAGAUGACUAACGCACAGGUUGUCGAAACGUCAGUCACUGUCAACAACAACAGUCCUAUUCAGGACUACGUUCACCCGGACGAUCAAACUCAACCUACUUUUGAAAUGACUCCUGGGUUCAAACCUUUCACAAUAUAUAUAUUGUCUUUGUUUUAACAUGGUCCCUUUUAGAAGUCAAAAAAAGCUUGGGCCACGCCCAGAUCGGUCUCCUUUAGGGGUUUAGUUCAAAAUUUCCAACCAGCAUCUCCACCCUUUUCAUAUGCAGAGACCCCUCCUCCCCAGGGGAAUAUCCACUGCCAUGUAUUUGUAAGGCAGCCGCGGAAGUUCCACUUCCUAGCUAGAGAUACAUGACGAGGAAGAAAAAAGGCUUGAACGUAGUUAGCGAGUCGGAGUUACUGUUAAAAGCCAGAAGAAAAGGAAAAAAAUCUGGGGAAGUGUGGGAGGGGGGGGGCUUAAUGAAUUUGUCAAUCGCUCCUUUAGGGAUCGAGUGGCGAAUCAGCUUGGCCAUCGUGACGUCACAAGCAGUUAUCCCGGAAACUCCUCGAAGUUGCGCGCUUCUCUCUUCGUGACAUUACGAUGGUCAAGCCCACCGGGACAAAUAAACUUAAGUGCCAAGUUAAUAUCCACUGUUCCACGACCACCCGACCCCCCACCCCGCCUCCCGCCACCCCUGCACCCCGCACCCCCGAACAAACCUGAAAAACGCACGCUGGACGAGAACAGUGCGGCCUCAUAGCGCAUUGAUACCGCGGGAAAGAUCGGUUCCAGUUUCCCUCGAUCAACUUCUUCUCCUAAGCCUUUAUACCAUAAUGGCUGGCUGACCGUACAUUAAUAAUUUUGUGUUGAUAUCGAUCUGAGCCGAGGUGAGUUGAGCUUCUGUUUGUAGCUUAAUUUCGCCUUUGAAGUACGAGAAUUAUCUUGAUGAGGCCCUGUUAAGGUUUGUUUGGAUGGGCAUGAUGUGAACAAGUCAUAUAUGCAUACAGAAGCGGAGUAACCUCUAGUACGUGUAGCUUGUCUGUUAGCUAGGACGAUCGAUAGAAGUUGAUACCUUGCACAUGAUUGUGAUUACCGACGAUGUUUUUUUUUUUACCAGCCAUUUUUAGCCAAUUCAGUCCGCGUGUUCCAUUUCAUGAAUUGCUAGAAACGUCUGUCAUGUUGCUCUGCUGCGAAAAAAUACCGUAAAAUUCCGAAAAUAAGCCCCUCCAUGCAUAAUUUGUAUUAGUAAAAUCCAGCUAGUGGUCUAUUAUCAAUGCUGCGUUCUGAUUGGUUGAGCUACUACUAGGCUAUAUGUUAUAGCCCACUAGUAGCAAAAAGUGCGGGCUUUUUGGCGGCAAAAUUGAAGUCUUGCUUUAACUGGCUAAUAUUUUUUUUCACGAUAUUUUUGACCAACUGGUUGGAUUUUACUAAAACAAUUAUUCCUCUCGCCCUCAUGGCCUCUGAGUCAAUAGCCCAUGAGGCCGAGGGCCUAUAUGGGGAGGCUCUGCUCGAAGGGUUACCAUUUUCAGGCUUCAUGUAUAUAAAGAGUAAGGAUUUUACUUAUUGAAGUAUACAAUUUGUACAAAAGGGUAGGCAAAUCUGUCAUUUGAGUCUGUGAAAGGGUUAGUAGUCUGCUACACAGCCGUUUUUAGUGUCGUCACGCAAUGCUCCUCCCCACAAACGGGCUGCUGGGAACAGAACUGCAUUCCUUUCCCAUGGUUAGCUGAUUAGAAUUCAGCUCCCAUUUUCUGGAAGGUGUUCGCGCCGUGAUUGCGGUACGGUGACUCCUCCAAUCACAGCUUUGCUGUUAUCGGUGCCCCAUGUGUGAAUGACGGAACUAUCGUAACAAGCAAUUAACUAGAGCAGCGUUGUCGCAGUCUAGUCCUAUUCUAAUUUUAUGAGAAAAGCAGCAGCAGCAAGAAAGUCAAAGAAAUGUAAUGCACAACAUGGAUGUGCUUAUAAAGUUGCCGGGUAUAGUUUGGGAAAUUGCUCAUCAAUAAUUUACAAGAUUGCUUUUGUUUGAAUCAGUACCCUUCACAUGUACAGCAACGCAAAAGCACAUCCAGCACAUGAAAUUCAUCAUACAUGCAUGUAUGCACACUAAAAAGAACAAGCCAAUCCUGUAAGAGUCUUGCAGGCCUAUCAAAAUUUUUUUCACUUGAAACUUUGCUAACCGCUCACCCAAAUUCAGUGACGAUUAAUUGAUUUGUUGAAAAUUGAGAAGUGUGUUUGCUUCCUAGUACCCUGCAGUUCACAUGUUGUCAAGUGUUUUGUUCAUGAUUGGUUUGUUUGUUACACCACAAACACAAAGGUAAAGGAAUGUGGUUGAAUUCUCAGCAGCCAUUUGUUGGGAGGAGCAUUGCGUGACAACGCAAAAAAUGGCUGUGUAGCAGACUAGGGACCAAAGGGCUAAAAGAUGAAUUUUGGCUUUAUAAAGUCUAGAAAAUGUGCUAUGACAGUGCAUUUACAGCAGUUAAAAGGGGUGUAAAGUUCUAAACAAGGUAACUGAAAGGGGUACCAAUAGAAGGUGUAUGAAAGGGGUAUCUUUUUCGCGAAAAAUGGUGUAUAAAAGGGUGAGGGGUUGGACCUAGGGGCUUAGCCUCCCUGUAUAAAAAUUUGUUGAGUACCCACAGCCCUUUAGUUAUUAAUUCUUUGGUUUUUCUAUAAGUUGGACACCUCUCUAAGAUUGAUACUUUAAUAGUGCCACUGCAUACGUGUUGGUUCUUAAUUUUGUUAUUUCUGAUAUUUGACCUGUGUGUAGUGUAAGACCAAUGAGACUUGUUGUUGCUGGUCUGUUGUUUUGCACAUGGUGUGUAUGUGAGGUUACGUGCACGCUCUGGGAACUUCAAAGCCUUGAUGUACCUUCCAGCCACAUUCCAUAUUUUAUGAGAGGCAAACCUUAUGGACAGGAAUUCUGCAAAGACAGUGACUGUCAGGUACAUAAUAUAAUAACAUCCAGCUGGGAGGAGAGGGGAGGGGCAAAAACUUUAAAGUUUAGAGUAAGGGUCAUUGGGUAGCAGGGCUCGGAAAAAGUCCAAUCCGCUAGUGUGGGGCAAGAAAUAUUUUCAGCUCUUUAUCCUGAGGGAAUUGUCACUAAGAUUUCAAGUUGCCAGGUAAAGGGAAUCAGACAGCUAAUGGUUUCUUUUGGUUCUAUUUUUCUUCUGCUUUUCUAUGAAAGUACCUGGGGGAUAUCCCUGGCCCCGCCUCUUAAUGACAGCCCUUUGCUUAAAGGGUGCAGUCUUGCAAGUCAUCUUGUGACUGAAUCAUUUAUAAUGUCAAGCAAGCAAUAAUGGUUAAGCAAAAGGGGAAGGCUCUUAACCUUCGUUCUCUAAAAGGAGAAGCCAGAAUUCAAAUUUUUCUAGCCCUGGGUAGAUGUUAAGUGUCACAUUAAAGGAAUAAAGCCCUACAUGUAUCCAUGUUGUUUGAUUAACUGCCAGAGUCUCCAUCUGCCUUACAUUUUCUAGUGAAACAAAAUUAAAAGAGGAACUUGAUGAAAAAUUACAAUAAAUAGAAAGUCACCCAGAGCUUUUAUAUUUUUCUUUAUCUCCACAAUUUGUUACAUUUAAGUGUAAUUCACAGACAGUUCUUAUGCCUUAUACAUGUAUGUGCUUUUCAUAAUAAUUAUAUGUCAGUAUAGCUAGGAGACAAACUUUACAUGGGUAACUUGUUGAUGUAAAGGAACUAUAGAGUUUGAAGUUCGUUACGAUUAUUGUUUAAUAAUAGCCAGCUUUGAUCAUCAUUUGAAAAUAGCCAGCUUUGCAGAAAAGAAAAAUUUGAUCACAUGAAUAUUGUCAUGAAACCUAGAACACUAGUAACUAGUGUUCUACACUCUAGGUUUCAUGACAAUAUUCAUGUGAUCAAAUUUUCUUUUCUGCAAGGCUGACUAUUGUCAAAUGAAGGGAGGGAUCUGAAUGUACUUUUAUCAAAUGAGUAUGUUAGAAAUAUUAAGAAAUUCUUUGUUGUGUUUUUUGUUUUAUGACUCUACUGAGUUCUCAAUCUGAAAAAAAAAACAUAUGUAUAAAACCCUUCUUUCUUUACAAAAAAAUUUUAUGUGAAGACAGAAUUUUUUAAUAUUUUCACUGUUCAUUAAAAGAAGUGGAAAUCGUAGAAAUGCUCCAGAACUUUCAUACAUGUACAUCUGUACUUUUCAAGACAUUAAUAAGCAGACUCUUUUACAAUGGCAGUUAACCUCUUACCAUAAUAUUAUUAUCCAUUUCACCUUCACCCACAAGUAAUAGUUUAUGUGACUUAUUUGAAAUCUUAAACUCAGGAAUUGUUACUUCAGGCAUAAAUGCAUACAUGCAUUGUAUUAUUGUUAUACAUGUACUGGUAUGUAUUUUCUUGAAUGUUGGAACACCUAACAAUUUAUAUUUUUAAGGAUGCAAACUUUGGCAAUACUCCAUGUUGGGGAUAUGAAGAAGAAUGCCAUGUUAAGAACCAGUUCUCCAAGCCACACUGUAUUCAUCAUCACAAACCAUGGUCAGUACAUCUUAAAAUGUUUCAUUUAGAAAAUAAAAUGAUAGUGUACUGCAAAGAAUCUUAAGUUGUGGUACAUGUAAGUGGCAUGAAUAUUGGGUUUAUUUUUUUGUGUUAGCACAAUCCAUUUCUAACCUAGAAAAUGAGCAUUAUUGAAACCACUUAGGGCGGUGUUUAUAUGAGGUGAGCCAGCAAGGUUAGCCAGGUUGGCCUGCUUUAUCAGGCUGGCGCGGCUCAUGUCUUGUGUCCUUAAAAUAAGUUGUAAGUUGUGUUUAUAUGAGAAGGCAGGCUAGCUGGCCUGCUUGCAGAGAUCUCAUUACGGAAGCACGUCUAUUGAAACACAUCGAUAGUAAAAUGCAAAUUUUUCUGUCAAUCAAAUGACUCCUAUUAUUUGUUGGUGGAAAUUGGUGAAAUGUUUUGAUUGUUUUGGAGAUGACAGAAGAACUAAAGAUACCAGAAAGAUCAAGUUAUUCGGUCUUAACCUUUGUGUGUUGCGUGACUUUAUUCAGUUAGUAUAGCAUUCCCAUAACUCUCCUGCAUUAAAAUGUUCGGUAUUAAAAGUCUGAAGCUAAGCUUGAAUAAUAACUAAAAAUAACUUGUCAAAAUAACUUGAAUGCCCUAGAAGGCGAGCAUCUGAGAAAUCAAAGAGUAAGUGUAAGUGAAGUGACAUGAAUCGAUGAGGUUGUAAAUACAACGUUUCUUCAAAGUUUUUUUUCGUUCUGAAGUCGUCAAGUCACAUGAAAGAAUUAUUAUUUCAUAAAACGUAUAUGAAAUGAAAUGAAGAAAAUCAAGAAAUCGAAAAAAUCUAGGAUACAUGUAUUUCAGUUUGAUAUAAAGGGUAUAGAUGACAAAUUGCGUACUGACUGUUGGGAAUGGGUAACACUGACAAAAGAACUCACAAUUGGAUGAAUCGAAACAGUUUUAAUCUCACCCGCUGAUCCCCUGAUCUUGGUUCCCUUAUGGUUACAAAACCAUGCAUUCCUUUUUAAACUAUACCAAACAUUCGAUUGUUCAAAGUUCAAAAACUAAUCCUAGAUUAAUCUGCUGACACAGAAAGGUAAGUUACAACAUGUAACGCAAGUCAUGAUGUAAGUCAUGACACUCUCCCCCUAUUUGACACUAGAGGUGACAAAUACUACAAAGUGAAAACCAGAAUCAAAUGUCAAUCAAAUUUUCAAAUCAUUUCCUUUUCCCACUCUGCAAUGUCCUUAAUGUUCUUUACUGCUGUAAUAGUAGCUGUCCUGGGAGUAGUCACUCUGGCAUGUGGGUUAGGUAGUGGAACUUCUGGUUCCUUGAAGCAAUCACAUGAUAGCUCCAUAGGACUCAAUUGUUGAAUAUCUCAUCCCGGAAAGGAUUUCCCUGCCCUCAAUCUCGCUCAUCAGACGUUCCCCUCUCUUUCUUUGAUCAGCUUUACCACAAUGCUUAUAUUCCACUUGCCCCUGUUAUGCUCAUCACUCUGUAUUAUUAGAACAACGUCUCCUUGCUCAAUGGGUGGUCCACCUUUGUUAUGGUUGAGGUUAUGCCUUUCUCUCAAGGUCUUGAUCUACUCCCCUGCGCAUUGGAACCAUAACACAUUAUUGUAAUGCCCAAGAUAACUUGAACAUUUCCUGAGAUCCUUGUCUUUAACUGAAUCAACACCUUCCUUGGAUAACAGGUUGGGCUGACGAAACAUCAUGCUCUGAGGUGUCAGUGCAGGCAGUUGUAUAUCCUCUUUAACGUACAGUGUAAGAUAAGGAAUGGUUAUUGAGAGCAAUUUCGGCAUCUGGAAUAACUUGUUUGAGUUCUGAUCAAGUGAGAUUGGCUCCUUUGAUUGACUUAAAAGACCUGUUUUACCAGCCCCACUAUAGCUAGCCCCUGAAACUGACCACCCCACCAAGGGGCUCGACUGAGGUUAAACUGCCAGGUGAUAUGAUUUCUGGAUAGGUAGUCAUGCAUCCUUUCAUCCAUCAUAAUACCUCGUAACCAUCUCGCAGCAGUCAUGAAAGUUCUACCAUCACCAGAGGACACCUUUUGGGGCCUCCCCCUUCUUGCUAUGUAUUGCUUGAAACUCUUGAUAAACACCUCUGCAAACAGCAGGAUGCAGGCUUUUCUGGUUUCUCUCUUGGAACUGGCCUUGUUUGAAAUUGGACUGGCAUUGUCCAAACACACAACUUGGAAAGGAACUGGACUGGUGGUGUGUUCAACUGGCAGAUUUCCUGGUGGUGGGUUUUGAAAGGCUGCAGCCUGAAACCUUUUACAUCCAAAACACCAUGAUUAACCUUCUUUGUUACAUGUAAACGUCUCAGGCGAGGUAUCCAGAGACAUUGCAUCUGAUGUAGGUUAUGGUAAGGCCCACUCCCCCAUGUAAUGUCAUUGCGUGGGCAUCUUGUAUUAACUUCUCUGAUAGCAAUGUAUUUGGUGGUAGGUAAACUGGAUAGCUUCCUAAUGUAUUCUUCCAUGACAUUCGUUCACUCCUUUGCUGUUCUUCUGUAAAUUUCAGCUCAACUGGUCCUGCUUGAAUUUCUCUGUCCCCAUGUUGCUUUCUUGUGCUCUUUUUACGCACCAAUGGACUGUCUUGUCUGUCUCAGGUGUGGUCAAAGGGCCGGCAAGCCCCUCUGAUUUGUUCUCCUUACAGUUUCAUACAAAGCACAUAAUCCAUGCUGUCACUUAAACGCCGUUUACCAUUAUAAGUAUAUAAAUGUGUUUAAAACGCCUUUCACCUUAAUACCCCUUUUCCUAGAUGAGGUUGCAUAUAGGCUCUUCAGGAUUUCGUCCACUUUUUUGGGUAUCUUACAUUCAGACUUUGCAGAUGAUAUUGCAUCAUCCCACCCAGAAAGAAUGGUGAUUGCACAAGGCCAAACAAAGCAUGAGUGAACCUUAUAAACACCUCAGCUUCAAAUGUUGUUGUGUCCUUGAACCAGUGGAACUGCAGGAUGUCUCUAUCUCCUGCUCUAAUGCGCACUUGUAGGAAUGCUUGCUUGAGGUCACCAGCUAAUGUUAUUGGUUUAAGGCGGUUUUGAACUAGCACAUCCCAAUGGAGGUUCUGAAGAGAAGGUCCUGUUUCCAAGCAAUCGUCAAGUGAGGGACUCUUCUUGUUAGCCUUGGUUGAAGCGUUAUACACAAUUCUAAGCUUAGUGGAUUCUGCUUAUUCUCUGAUGACGGGCUUAUAUGGUAUAUAAAACUCCUUUCCUACUGGUUCUGAUGUCACUCUCUCUACAAUCCCGGUCACCAGCUGAUCUUGAAUUAAAUCAUCGUACCGUGCUAGGAGAUUCAGCUCUCUUUGAAGUUUCUUGCCCAGGUUUUCAAGUCUUCUAAGACUUCGUUGCUUGUUGUUUGGUAUGGGUUUGUGCCCAUGUUUCUGCAGCAAGCCUGUUUCAUACCAACCAUGCAUCCACGUUCUGUCUUAGCUGUUCUGUAAACUUUUCAUGUACACUCUGUUGAUUCCUGUCUGCUCUAUCUUUUAGGCCCAGCGUGUCUAGACUACACAGCUGUUCAUAGUCUGCUGAGGAAGUUCUAGUCAUGAUUUAUUCACUUGUCAGCCCCACCUCCUUGAUUAGUGCUGCCAAGGCAUACACACUACCAGCACCCAUGUCUAAUAAUGCUUGGCCUGACUGUUACCCCAUCCAGAUUGACGACCACCACUGGGUUAAAAAAAAGAAAACUGCAUGUUCAUAAGUGGUUAGCAAUAACUGUGGCUGUUCUUUGUCACAGAUUGACAUGUAAUGUCUACCAUUACACUUCUGGCAACUUCUCUUGAUACGACACUCUGCUGCUCCGUGUCUGGUACCAGUGCAAUUAAAACAUAACCUCUUCUCACUAAGAUGCUUCUUCCUCUCUGCCACACUUACCACCUUCUUACAGUCCACAGACUUGUGCUCAGCUGAACCACAGUACACACAUGGUCUCUGUUUCCAGUCUUCUUGCCUUGAGUUAAAGAACCUGUCUUGCGACUUAACAGACUGGUUGGAUGAGUGUAAAGGAUUUGGGUCACACCACUUAGGAAGUGCCUCCAACACUACUAGUCUUGAGGAAAUGCCCAUUCUUGCCAGGCGUCGUCCAAAUGAACAAGGUCAGCUCUAAUGCCGGGUAAUUUGUCUAGGGUAACCAGUGCUGAUUUCUCUUAAUUUCCCCAUCGUGUCCACUGCUUUAAUAUUUGAGGACAGCUUUUUAAACUCUUGCUGGUUGUGAUCCAUGUAUGGCAGCUGAUAGGGUGAUUAUGCACUGCAUAUGUGUGAAGGCAAUUUUACUUAGCCUUCUGUACUUGGCUUACAAGAUGGCUUUGACGUGUUCAUAUCCCUCUGUAUUGCAAGGUAGACCAUCAGCAACAGAACAAAUCUUUGGAAUAUUAAGCAGCUCUUUCAGAUAAGAAAACUUUGCUACUUGGGUAAUUUCGGUUUCGAACUGGUUCCAGAACCGUAGCCAAUCCAAAUGGGUACCUUGAAACAUAGUGAUGGUUAAUUUGAGUAACUUCACACCGUUUUCCUUUGCAGACCUUUUUCUAUCCUCCUCGAGUUUCUUCUCAAAUUCUCUCUUGACCUUACUUCUUCUAAUAGCUCUUCUUCAAAUCACCAUGUGCAUUUCUCCUCUUCGACUUUUUCUUCUUCCCAUUUCACUUCUACUUAAAAAAAAGGCCUCUUCACACAGAGUCUUCACCAUUCUUCUCACAUCAUCUGUGAUUUGUUUGUAUGCUGGGACUACCGACUUGCUUUUCUAUCUCUAGACUCCUUUUAUGCACAUCGUUAGGUUGAUCUCCUUUUUCUAUUAUUUCAGCGCUUGAAUUUCUACCAUCUGUUCGUGAACAUUUCAAAAAAAAAAAUUAUUUAUCAAUCUGUUGCUCCAAGGCUUUUUGUUAUAACUCUGCUUCCUUCAACUCGUUCUUUUCUUGGAUUCCGGGUACAUCAUCUCUAGUAAAUUUCAACAGGCAUAAUUAAGAGUUGAUCUUUUUCAAAGUUUUUUCAAGCUCCGUCAUGUUGUUUACAAACGUGGUCUGUUCACUGCAUUGUAUUCUUCAUGUGAAACUGAACUCCAGGUUACGAUUUUCUCAAGAAUUGGUCCUGGAAGGGUCGCCACUUUUUGUUGAGAAUUGGUAACAUGCACCAACAAAAGAACUCGCAAUUGGUUAAAUUGAAACAGUUUUAAUCUCACUCGCUCACACCCUGAUCUUGGUUCCCAUAUGAUUACAAAAGGUCCAUGCAUUCCUUUUUAAACUAUAUCAAAAUGUCCGAUUGUUCAAAGUUCAAAAACUAAUCCCAGAUAAAUCUGUCAACACGGGAAGGUAAGUUACAACAUGUAACGCAAGUCAUGACACGAGUCACAACACUCAAGACAAAAGCAACAUCGAGCAAAGUUUGAAACCCUUCAACUUCAUGUUUGUUUUUCUUACAUUCUACUGGCUUAAAUCCUUAAAAUAUGUAACCUUACACUUCAUGUUUGCUUUUGUUGCACUCUAUACAUUACACUCUAAUUAUUUAUUUGGUCAAAAAAGGACAAGUUGAAUGAUCAUUGUAGUUUCCAAUAAAAAGGAGAGUGCUGUGAAAACGUCUCACAGUCAUCUCAGUGUAAGACAAAGUAACAAUUACGGUAAGUUAAAUUACCUUUGUAUUGUGGAAAUGCUCUAACACUUCACUCAGCGAGUCAAAGGACGCGGCAUGUGUCAGCAUCAUAUAUCCUUUGUGAUGGUGCAGACACAUUGUUUUCAUGGGACUCGUGAUUUUAAUUUGCAGGCGACUUGUUUAAAUAGGCACUAUUCCAUAAUGAUAAAGUUUCCGUCAACUGACAUCUUAUACAUACACAAGAACAAUAAUAUUAUAAUUAUUAAUUAUUAAAUUUUUACGAAAACAAGGCAUGAACCAAAAGCGCUGCCCGGUAAGGUGGGCCAGCUUGGCAAAAAAAAAAAAAAAAUCACACCAGAGUUCUCCCCAUAUAGAAAGGCCCUUAACAUCUAGUGUUAAUUAAUUAUUAAUUUCCAUCAAAUUACAGAAUAAUGUUUAUUUAAGAGACUGUUAGGGCGCAAAAUAAAAUUAUAGGAAGGGUUAAAUGUAAUGAGCAAACAAAUGCUCAGUACAUGUACAUGUUUGCUUUUCUGAAUAUUACAUUGUAUUUAUUUAGUGCAUUUCCAUGCUGUUUGUUUUGAAACAAUGUAAAAUUAUGCACCAACAAUUAGUUGAAGGUUUUCUAAGAGAAAACCGUGAGGUGCACAAGUAUACCUACCAACUUUUUCUGAGUCACAUGUGUGAGAUUUUCAUGUUGUCAUGACCAGGAUUUCCAAAAGUGUCAAUCCCAGCGACUUCCGAAGGUUUCCAACAGUUUUCCGAAAAUUUCCAAAGAUGUUCCAACGAUCUUUGAGCACUUCUGAAGCUACUUAUAAAAGAUGACAAUUUUAGUGUGUUUUGAUUUCAUUAGGACACAAAGUCAUCAUUCAGCACCUUUUUGGAAUAAAUUAUAUUUUUUGUGGAAAUGCAAUUGAAUUUACGUUAUUAAUCAUGUGUAAAGAAACAAUAAAUUUUUUAUUUGUCGCGAUUUGUGACUCUGGCAUGAGGAAUUGUGGUUGAUGUGUGAGAUCAAUGUUUUUAGCCCACAGGUGUGAGACUCAUGCAUAAUGCGUGAGAGUUGGCAAGUAUACUCAUGUAUUUUGGGAUCACUUAAUGUCUGUAAGAUGAAACCACUUCUCUGUUGUUUAUACAUGUAAGGCAAAAACUGCCAGAAAAAAAGAGGAAAAUUAAAAAUAAUGAUUAUACAUGUAGUAAUAAAAUGAAAAUAAAUAAAUAAAAAACAAAUAAGUAACUAAAUUAUAAAAAAAAACAUUUUUUUGAAAAAUAAUGUAAAAGAGAAUGAAGAAAAACAAAAACAAAAAGCAAAAGAAAAACAGCAACAUCAAUACCGAGAAAGUAGUGAUAGUUUUUGCACAGAACCCAAGUUCUGAGGACCCUGAAUUUCCCAGAUUCAGAUCAAGCAAGGCGUGUACAAUAAUAAACAUAUUUUUGUUAUAAGAGCAUGCAGAGCUUUGCAUUGUGACCUUAUUAGAUAGAAAUAACUGCAGCAUUUAAUAUUAUUAAUGCAAUCACUUACAUGUAUUAAAAUAUCAUUGAUAUUGUUGUUAGGUAGUAACAGUCAAUUAAACCGUAAUGAGAAAAUUUGGGUGAUCAUUGAACUCUACAGGGCUAAGACCUUAGAGGACCAGGUCAGAUUAUUUUGGGAACAGGGAGAUUUUGGUUAUAUCAAGAAGAUGAAGAGACAAUUACUGGAUUUAUGCCAGCCCAAUGAACCGGUAAUGAUGUAGAUAGGUACAUGCACAAUAUGAUAUAUGCAGUCUGUCACUUAAGGAGAAGAAACUUUAUUUAACAAGCAUGCAAGCAUACCCUUUAGAUGAAGAAUACACAUUCAUGUGAAAAGGGUGAACUGCAGACUGAUGUGCAGACAAUAAAAAUAAUAUCAAUGAAGCAGUGAUUUACAUGUAUACAGAUGUGCACAUGACUGACUUUAAUAUAAAUACUUUCUCUCCUUUUUGAUCACUUUAUACAUGUAUUGAUUUUCGUUAAACUUAAUUCAAUCCAACGCUCGAUCUAUUACUUUGCUUUUUUUUAAGGAAGAUUCUUCAUUGAUAUGUACCACUAAUCUUUGGUAUUGUCAUGCCAAGAACAUGUACUUUGAUUUCAAAAAUUUCAACCCCGAUUCUUCAACAGACAGGUAAGAUGCUGCAGAUAGACGCUGACUUGGUUACCCCCUCUCGAUCUCGCCCUAUCCUGGGAACAUACAGUAGCCUGCACCCCCAUUGCUCCCGAGGGUAGCAAAGAGAUGACUGAUAUUCUAGAGAGAGACAACUGUUACAUGACUUGAGAAAAUCUUUAAUUCCAGCUUGCCCUUUGGGCAAGCAGCUCUCACAUUUUGUUUGCUUUGGGGUCAAGUCAUGCCUGUCUUAGUUAAUGAAUGAUUUUGUUAGAGAAUGCAGGGCUUACAAUUGUAUCUCUGUUAGUUUUGAGUUCUUCUGUAAAUGGGAGGCAGCAAAAUGUAAAAAAAAUGCUUCUUGUAAAUAAUAGUAGAUUCCAUAAAUAUAUUGACUAAUGAAUACUGCCUUUAUAGUCGCAGGGUGCUACGGGAGUGAGCCAUUGUAUUCAUAAGCUACCUCACCUCCAAUUGAUAAUUGAGUGUGGUGCACUAAUGGUUAAAAAAAAAUGGCAUGCAUCCAAGUAGCAACACUACAAAGUCCUGAACUAUUGCUUCUGCCCAUGACUACAAUAUAGUAACUCUUUCUAACAUGCACUACUAGGAGUAUGUAUGUGAAACACCAUGUGAAAAACAUGUGAAAAAUGUCCUAUUUUCACACUCUUUUCACACAUUUUUCACACGUUUUUCACACACUUUUCACAUGCAUUUCACACACAUAUUUCACGUGCAUGUGAAAUUUUGCAUAGUGAAAUAUAUGUGAAAAGGGUGUGAAGCGACGUCAUCCCUUUCACACAUAUUUUCACAUACACUUCACAUGGGGUUUCACACAGGCUUUCACAUGUAAAUCCUCAUUUAAACUCACACAUAUUUUCAUACACUUCACAUGGGGUUUCACAUGGGCUUUCACAUGUACUUAAUCCUCAAUGAAUGGCAAAACAUCUAGAAUUUCACAUGCUACUAAUUCACACAUUAUUUUCGCAUACACUUCACAUGAGGUUUCACAUGAGCUUUCACAUGUAAAUCCUCAGAGAUCGGAGAUCAUGAAUGGCAAUAGAAUUUCACUACCCUGCGAGCAGAGGUUUGUUUACACGUAAACAAACCAACUACGCGACAGACAAGCCACCCAAGCAACUUCGUAAAUGCUAAAAGCCAUGCAAGAGAGAAAACUUCGCUUGCAGGGUAGAAUUUCCCAUACCACUUCACACAAAUUGGGUAUGCUGUUUCACAAGCAAAUAUUCAGUAAAUCAACUAGCUUAGAUCAAUUUACACACAAAUUUACAUUUGCACUUUCCGCUUGCAAUAAAUUUGUCUGAAGUACUGUCAACUGCAUGCAUAUAGUCACAAACAACUUCAGGUUUAUAGCCUGAUCUGUUGGUUUAUUUAUAAUUUUACGGGUAUUUUCAGAAGAACUUGAUUUAUAUAAAACUGGCAAAAAGUGAAAAGGAAACUGGAUAGAAUUGAUUGGCAAACAUAUUAUAAACACAGUGAAACUCAGUUCAACUGACUCACAUGUCCCAAAAUGAACUUAAAUGUAAAUUUAAGUUACUCAAAAAAGGCACAUAAGGCUAAUGGAAACAUCAAUGUCUAAUCCUGUUUAUUUGUCAAUAUUUAUUGCCUGGAGGAUAAUAAUAAAAACAAAACUUUCAAUCAUGCUCAGUUUUUAUACCUAUUAUUCCUACAUCAAUAAAAUAACUAAUAGUAUACUAAUUUUUGGUUAGAAAUAUUUCUUAUAAAUUGUAAUAAUUAUGAUAGUGAAUGACAUUGUGGCCAAUCUAGAAUUUCCACCUAUUAAGGAAUACCAAGUUACAGAAAAGCAAUCUAGCACUCAAUGUCAGUGAAAAGACAAAGUAAAUAAACAACUUUGAAAAAUACAAGCAUGUUUAUGGAAAAAAAAUAAUGCUAACUGACUGCUUCUUUCAAAGUGGCUGAACAGCUUUCUGAACUGAAGGUCCACACAUCAGACUAGAUAGAGCUGCCUUUUAUUUUUGACCUUAUUGCAGAUGUAUGAAUAUUAUGAAUCGAAGCUCAAAUAAACAAAUCUACUCAAAUUUUAUAGGUUUAGUUCUACUCUCAAGUCAUUAUAAAUUAACUGGAAACUUAAUUGCUUCCAACUUGUAGUAUACAUUGCAUGCAUAUCGGAAACUUAUGCUAUUUCUUCUCCUAUUUUAUUUAACAUUGGUCUUGACAAGUCUGCCACAGCCUACUAGCGUCAGAACAUAAAAUUUUCAGAGUAUUCCAUUGACGAUUUGCAACAAAGAGUACAGUUUUUUCUGCAGUAAACAAAAAGGAAUCAAUCAAUGGCAUAUCUGUGCAUGCUUCUUAAAUUAAGAUGUAUCUUUGAAAGUUUAAGCUUACGCAAAGUUAUUAGAAAACCAAAGUAAGCUCUUGUUACGAACCACGAUAUCAAGAAGAACAUACCUUUCUGCGAUAAUCCAGCCGAGUUGCUGACUUGGAAACAUGCUUUUUGUGAAGAAUUUUGCAGUUGAUCACUGUCUCUCGAAAAUAACAUGGGUAUUAUUGAAAGACAGUCUUUCUAUCUAUCCGAAAGUAACGAAAAUAUUCUGUUUGCAUCGUUGUGUUGCUUGUGAAGUCCGCGUGAAUUUGAACUAUUCAACGGAACUUCAUUUUACAAUUUUCUAUUGGUUGAAAAGCCGCACGUGACAUUGUAAAUCAAAUCGCGCAUGUGCUAAAACCACGGGGAAGCCUGGGAAACAACAAACAUGGCGGCUAAUCUUGCGAUAGAGAAAGUGCACUCGUUUGAGUCGAAAAAGCGGUUAUUUUCAGCAUUGAUUAGAAUAUUCCAGCGCAUUUGAAGUGUUAGAAGCAAGAGAAAAACUUAACAUUGUUCCUUCAAGUUGGGAAACCUUUCAGAAUUUAAGGAAAUGCUGGCCUUCACUACAUGAAUCUAAGUCAGGCGACUAAAUACGUUUAUAACAUAGCUAGAAAAUUCGCCUAAUCAAAUUCAAUAGCGCGAGCGUGCUUCAUAUUCCUAUUGAGCACGCUGAUGACGUCAAUAAACUAUUCGUAAUUCCUCGAGUUGUUGUGAGCUUAGCAAUCCUGAGUCUCUUGAGUGCAUCCAUAACUCAGCAAUAGACAAUGAAGCGUUUACCAUGUGUUUUGUAAAGAAAUUUAAGAGGAAACGUUUGAAUUUGUUAACCGAUAGUAAGGAAAAGAGGUGAGUGUUGUUGUUGUUGUUGUCAUCUCCGCGAGCUGUGCGGGCUAUGGCGUGAGCUCAUUCUUUGCAAAGUUGUUUUCUCUCAAUAACAAUUUUUCGGUAAAUUAAUAGUUUUCCGGCACCUAAAUAUGGAUUUUACAAUCAUUUUAGAGUACACUUUCUCUCAGUUUCAGGAUAAAAACAUAAGAUUAACUGUGAGGAAAAAAGAUAUAUUCACGUAAACAUUGACGCGUACUGCUUUGAGCGCGCCCUUCAAUAAUAAAAUUUUCAGUUAACUGCUGCAUUGAUCGCUUUGAUAAUGUUAUAAAACAAUUAGUUCAUGCUGCAGCUGUGCGUAUGUCGAGGUAUUGAGCACUUGGGAAGUUUGGAGAGCACUCAAGAGGCUAGAGUUGCACUCGGCUGCGCCUCGUGCAACUCUUACGCCUCUUUCGUGCUCUCCAAACUUCCCGCGUGCUCAAUAUCUCGACAUACGCACGCUGACGCAUGAACUAAUUGUUAAGUUGUGUACGUUGUUCAUGUUGGAUAAGCUCAGGUACGGAAAGCUCAUUGAACCAAAGACAACUUGAGCAAACCAAGAGCAUGCCAGUUGUUUGCUUCAAGGAAUCAUUAGUUGAACGAACGGUAUCAAAAGAAAUCUCAAAAAGCAUGCAAAGCAAGGAACUGUUGCAUGUUCAAGUGGACUUUCAAACGUUACAACGAGGAACGUUACAGUAAGACACAAAACAUUCAUAAAGUGUAGUUACAUAUGUCGUAUAUGUUAGCAAAGUAAGUUUUCUGAUGGAGUAAUAAACUUAAGUCCGUUUUGUCCUCAAUGAAGAUCUGUUGAAAGAAUGGUUUAAUUCUCAGGAUUUAGCCCUCCCCACUUAACAAAAAUCAUGGUGCACAUCUUUCUGGGUGGAAACUUAAGUGGUAAGAUACACAACCCACAAAUUUAGAUGAGACAGUUGACAAAAUACAUAAAUUUAUAUAGCAUGUUCUAGCAAACAAUGAAGACAAUGAUAUUUGUAAAGAUGCACAUGUGGAUCGGAUGCUCUAAAGGUUUACCCUGGUCCCAGAGGUUUUUCUUGAUUAUUCUUCGCGAAAGAGAUCAAGAGCAAACCUCGAAGCGGCGACAACGAGUCGCGAAAGCGACGAGGAGAGAGAGAAAAACCUCUGGUUACCUUGGCCUCGAAUCUCACUUUCAUGCAGACGACAGCUGUCAAACGCGUCAAAUUGCUAAUAAAAAGAGUGACCAAUGGCAACUUAGCAAACACGUGCUUAUCAGCCGCUAUUUUUUUAAGUGGGGGUAGACCUGGGGAAAUUAUGUUAUGAACAAACCAUCUUCACUUGGGUGGUAAAGAGUGAUUUGUUAAUCGGGGUCAAGCUAAAGCAUGUGUUAACGAUGGGCGACAAGAGUCCAGGAAUAAGAAGACCACUUUAUAAAGAAACCGACAUUGUUUCAAACGAAUGCUGCAGGAUUUGCAGAAUUUAUUUGGGUAUAAUAACAAGUAUUUUUCACAAACAUUGUCAUCUGUUCUGUCGGCAGUGUGCCAGCGGGAAGUUGUAAAGUUUGCGAGAGUCUAUCAAUCGCGCUUAUUACAUUGUUUACUUCUGCGGGGCGCGCCGUUCGCGUCGAUUCGCGGGCAUUCCCCUGAAAAUAGUAAUAUUAAUAUGUAUUCUGGCAAUCUGGCUCUCAUUUUGGUUUGGUGGCUCCAUUUCCUUUUUUUGUGGAACAACGACGCUAGGAAGAGUCAUGCAGCACAACAAACCCUUAAGGUUCCGAAUGUACUUUCAGAGGUUUUUGUUGGCCCAAUAGACCUAUUCGGCUAACUCAAUGUACCCAAUUCAAACCCUUUGGGAAUAAAACGUUUUGUUUCAGGAAUUUCCAUAUCAUUUAAAUGUGAAUGCCACAUUACAAUGCAAAUGCAAUACACAAAGAAUCUUAUCCCCGGGAGAUUUGAAUUGGGUACAACAUUGAGUUAGCCCAAUAGGUCUAUGCCAAAAAUAGCGUCGGUUAGAUCUUUUUCGGGCGUCGCAGGAAAAUCAAGCUGCACCGAAAAUGAUUACGCACUUGUACAAAGUUGUAUGUUUUUUUCCUACAAGGAAACUUUCAUUCCGUAUUCGGAGAUUUUUUAUUUUGCUGCCCUAAACAAGUUAGUUUAUUUAAUGGAAUGACAGUAUUGUAACAGAAAAUAUACUUUCCAUGUCCGGUUGAUAAAAUGGUGAACACAUCCUUUCGACUCAACGCAGCGAACAAAGCUUUCUUUUGUUGCUCAGUGAGACUCGGGAAAGCGCUCAUUAAGUACCGAGGUCAAAAUUUCUUCGAAUAUUCUUUCAGGAACAACAUCCAUGGCGUGCCUCUACGUGCCUUGGUCCCGUGCAAAUGUUAUUGCGAGUGCAGCAUACAAACAAUUUUCUUCCCUAGUAGAGAGAGGCAAAAUGAGGUGUGAAAAUCCUCAGCGUCCCCUCGGUAGUUACAAUUAAACGAGCCAAUCAAAUUGGUUUGCGCGUUUGAAAAACUAUCAACCAAUCAACGCCCGAGGGUCAGAUCCUGACCCUGUCGUCAGCAUGGAAGUGAGAUUCGAGGCCAAGGUAACCAGAGGUUUCUCUCUCUCUCUCCUCGUCGCUUACGCGACUCGUUGUCGCCGCUUCGCGGCUUGCUGUUGAUCUCUUUCGCGAAGAAAAAUCAAGAAAAACCUCUGGGACCAGGGUACUAAAGGUUUUAAUCAAGCCAAAUAUAAUGAAGAAUGUACAGUGUAUUCAGGGGUUUCAAAAUGUUUUUAAGUAGGUGCCAACUCUGGAAAAGCAGGCGGCUGUGACAAUCGAGAUUGUUUGUCACAAGCUAAUUGUUAUGACCAGCGCAGCCAGCGAUAUACAGUCGAGUAGCCGGGAGAACCCUAGUCUGUUUUGAAACCCCUGUGUAUUUAAUAAUAAUUAAUACAGUUAUUGACUGAGAGAUCUGGUUGCAAGCUAGAUCAUGAAAAGAGCUUUGAAUGUUAAUUCCAGUCCGCUGCUUUACAAGAGGGCCCCUCUGGGGCUUGGCACUUUGGUAUAUUGGGGUUCGCCUUUAAUUGUUUUGAUGAUGAUGAUUUGUAACAGCAAGUUUGUUGUGAUCACUUGCCUUAAAGGUCUGAUGCAUUAAAGUAUAGUGAAUUUUCUAGAUUAGUAACUUAUCAAAUCUUAUUCUUCAAAAAUUCAUGACCCUCAUAGUCAACUUACUUUGAUAUUUAUCAGCUAUGAGCCAUAGAAUGCUAGAUGUGGCAUGGCAUGAAAUUUAAUUUUGCAGUUUUUAUGAGCCAUGAAAUGCCUUUCAUGGGGUAUUCACUAGAAAUUCAUGGCAUUUUCAUAAAAAUAUGGUUCAUAGUGGUUGCAUUUUACAAGCCCUGAAAAAAAUUCACAUGCUCACUCUGACAUGCCUAAAAGUGUUCACAUGCAUGUGAAAAAUUUCACAUGCAUAGCAUCUACUAUGCAUGUGAAAUUUGAAGUUCACAUGCAUGACAAAAUUGUUUCACAUGUAUGAAAAGAUUUCACAUGGAAUAAAAUGCAUGGAAAAAAAGUUCACACAUAUGACAAAAAUUUUUCACAUGUAUUACAAAAUUUCACACGCAUAUCAAAAAGUUCACAUGCAUGUGAAAUGCUGAUGUGGUGAACUUGUAUUUUUUCCAACAUUGAUUUCACAUGGUUCCUUUUUUUCACACACUUUUCACACCCUUUUCACACGAUUUUCACACACAUAGCCCUAGUAGUGAUGGUCACUAUAGGAUUUGCCUGCCGGUUGUCUGUUUGACCCUUGAGAGCUGGGGUGCCUGUUGUUUCAUUUUGUAAGAAUACUUGUACGGGCAUGUGGUAUAAAUAGGUAUCAAUCAACCCUAGAUGUCCAUUUUAGGAAGGUGUACAUCUUAUUUACAGUGUAAAUACAUGUAGAGGACCCUGGCACUAGCUAGACUAUAAAUAUUUCAGUCAUGACAAAAUUAAUCACAGGUUUCGAGAAGAUGUUUUCAAAGAAGGUGAGGUGGGUGGUCAUUGCUCUUUCAAGAAAGAUUUGCACAAGAGUCAAGGGAAAAACAAAAGUCCCCUUCAGUCCUGGUGAGUUGACCCAGUGUACACAUGAUUCUUGCCCCAUUUUACUACUAGAUUAUAGCCUGGUUUUCACUAGCGAUGGAAUCGGAGUCGGAGUCGUAAUCAGAAGCAUAGAACUUUACAAUCUAGUGAAAACAGUGUUCUGAUUCUGCUUACCACUUCUAUGUUUGUGAUCAAGUGAAAACUUAAGGUUGUCGGAGUUGCAAGCCGAGAAGCAGAACUAAACCAAUCACAAAGUGUGGGAACAUGCAUUGUGAUUAGUUUAUCUUUCCGCUUCUGCUUCCGACUCAGACAAUCUGGUUUUUACUAGACCGUAAGCGACAGAGUCAUAAUAAGUGGAGUCAGAAGAAAAUGGAACCUUUCUGAUUCUUCCGUCUCCGAUUCUGUCAUGCUUAUGACUGAUUGCCUAGGACUCUAAUUUUUUAUUUUCACUGAGUCACUAGCGCUCUUACAACUCCACUUAUGACUUCAACUCCGUUGCUUGUGCAAACUAGCCUUAAGUAUUAUUAACAUAUUAAAUAUGUAGGUUCAGAUAUGUACAUGUACUAAUGGGCUUGUGAGAUAUGGCUUUCUGAUGCUAGUAUCACCUAUACAUUUAAAGUCAGUCUUGAAGGGAGAGAGAGGUGGUUGUGGGUGGUUUAUGUACUAUGUUAUGCUUUUGCAGUUCCUAAAAAAUUAAUAUUGAGUCUACUAGUUAACUGAUCCAUUCUGCAUGUAUGCACUGUAACUAUAUGUUUUUAAUAGUUCCACUAGCCAAUUUGAUCGGCUGAUGUGGUGGAAGUGAAAAGUUUAUACAACAAUCAUGUUCUGUGUACCUUAGAGAAGCCAAAUGUGGGUGUUAAAAACUAGGUAAAUAAUAUGUAUAACUUAACAGGGCUGCUGCUAAAAUAUCAAGCUGCUGGGUAUUGAUGCAAUUAGUAGGAGGGGAAUUGUACAGCUAGAAAGUUCUUUUGGUUCUAUUAUCCUUUUGCUUUCUAUGAAAGUAGGUGAGGGCUUGCACUCAAAUCCCCAACCCCCAACACUUAGUGACAGCCUUGACUUAAUGCCCAAGUUUGAGAGCAUAAUUUAGGUCUUAUUUUUAAUGGGUUGUGACUAGAAUGGAUACCAUGAAAUCAGGUUGGACACCUUAUGUAACUUAUUACACAAUGCUAUACUCCUCUUUAACCAUUAAUUUAUGCAAAUUAUUUUAUUGGGCACAUUUUUGAGAACAAAAUUGGGGAAAGCACAGUAAGAGAGAGUAUUGCAAGGAAAAGAGUUGAAUUGUUACAGGGUUUAUCAGUGAAGUACGGUGAUAAGGGUUCAUUAAGCAUUCUUUUGAAAAUUGUAACCUUUCAAAAUUAACCAGUGUUUGCAGUUAGCACUUGUAGUGGAUAGGGACGUGGAUUAUAUGUAUCAGGUGAUGUUGGUUCAAGUCCUACAUAUACAUUCUACCUACUAUUUUCUUCCGUGUUCUUUUUCAUCUUGUUUACUACUUGACAGUACAGGCCAGGGGGAUUGCUGCACUUUAAUAUGGCAGAUUUAUGCUUGCAAAGGUGUGUAAUGCUGCAAUCUCUGCGGCCUGUUCUGUAAGUUACAAGACUCCUGUCAUGUAUUUUGAGUAAAGAUAUGGCAGUCUGAUUAUGGGGUAUAUAUUUCUUUCAAAACAAUUUUAGUGAUGAUGAUUUUCACACUUGUGAUUUGUUUUUUUCUUAUGCAAGGUUUGCAGAGUUAGAGCAUUUUACUUCACUUCCUGACAAACCUAUCCAGGCUGGAAACUGUGAUGUGGUAAUACAAAGACCAACAAUAUUUAUGAAAUUAGAUGCAGGUAAAUAUUAAGGGGGUAAACUUCAGACAGUCUUGGAAGGGAAGGAGAGUUUCCUUGGUAAAGGUUUUAAACUAAAAUAUUAAUCAAUUUUAUUUUUGUGCCUUAUCUCAUGCAUCAUGCAUGUGCUGUAUACUGCUCUAAAUAAUUGGUUUAAAUAAUCAGUCCCAGUCAUUGCCAGGUGAGCAGUUACAGUACAUAAUAGUACUGCCCUGUAGCGGCACCUUACAAAAUUAAUAAGACUUAUUGAUGAACUCGAGCAAAUUUAACAAAAAUAGACAGUCUGAUUUUAUGUUUUUUAAAAUUUAUUUGACAAAUUAAAAGAAUAUAACAAGUGUUGCAUGUAAUUGUACAAUACCUUUCUAAACUAACUUGACACUUGAUUCUCGAUCCUCGUGAGAAUUUUAGAAUUGAGCUUGUUCCAUCUCAAUUCUCGAAACUCAGUUCCUGCAAGACUUAUUGAACCGGAACGGGCUUUGUUUAGUUCUGAGUAAUUUGCCCCCUACUCUUGAUACACAAUUGCUGCAAAAAUCUACAACCUUUGUUCAAGUUUUGAGUAGUCUUCUAACAUGUCUCGUGUCCAUUUGAUUCCUGAGAAAAACUCCUGAACUAUGCAAAUUCAAGAUACAGUAGUAGUUGACAGACCCUCAGGAAAUUAAUUAAUUCAUUUGAAUUUUGGGAUCAGGGAUCACAAAAAAUGGAUGAAAAUGAGAUCAUUAUAUAAUCCACAUACUGUACCUCGUUACGACCCUGCCAACAGGCUAGGGCCUCAUACAUUGCUCAGGCAAAUAAACCAUGCGGUGUUGUGUUAUGUCAAUCUAAAAUUAUCGAGAAAUCAGUCAUUGGUGAGUCUUUUGUUUUCUGUCUUGUGGGACUCGAUCGUUGACUGGAUUCUCGAUAACUUUUUCUCGAUUCUCAAUUCUUGAUUCACCCAGGAAUCAAGAAUCGAGAAUCGAGUCAAGAAUGAAGACUCGCAAUGGACUGUCAACUUACUUUUGAACGGUACUGCUCUAACAGUAAAGCUACUACCUUUUUUACCUGUUUACAAUGACAAAAGAAAGAUUGCAAUGCUCGGGUCACUGACCUUUAGGGCCUGUUGACAUGGAGGCAGGGAACCCCAGGUAGGUUAGGUUAAACCUGCUUAGGUGGGGAAACCUGCCUGUCCAUAUAAUCUCUUAUGAUUAUGGUCACCCCAUCUAUCAUGUAAAUGUGAUCAAAUUAACAUGGGAGAUUGUAUGGACAUGAGGUACAUUAUCACACCUAAGCAGGUUACCUCACCUAUCUGGGUUCCCCCACCUCUAUGUACAAAUGUUAAACAAACCCUCACUCUGCAGUUUAACAUUCUACAUGGCUGUACUAAGAUCAUGGCUUGCCCAAUAAUAUAUCCAUAGUACAUGUAUUUUAAUUGACCACAAUCAGGUCAUUUAAGAUACUUUAAAUGACGUUUGCUGACAGUGUACAACUCUCAUUGACUCUGAAAGUGAAUAAAAUAGAUUAGAGGUUGUUUAUGUCAGUCACUGUCUUGCCAGGACAGAAGUCCUACAAACAUGCAAGCAAUAAUUUAGGACUAGACUCAGCCAAUACAGACAAUUAUUAUUCCACCUGCUUGUGACAGACUACAAAUGCCUGCAUAGGUUCACACACUUCAAAGCAUUCAACUUUAUUGACAGUUGUUUAAAAUUUUCAGGGAUCAACUUAUAUCAUCACUUCUGUGACUUUGUGAACUUGUAUGUGACACAGCACAUGAAUGGAAGUUUUAACACUGAUAUCAACAUUGUAAUGUGGGAUACAGUAAGUUUUUUUAAGUGCACUUUUGAUCAAACACUUACAUGCUAAAAAUGUAUGAAAUAAGGUAGACUAGCUUACUCCUGAAAAAUGACCCUGCACAAACAACAACAGAAAGAAAAACCACCAUCAUUCACAUUGGUGGAUUCUACGCCACAUAAUGGUUGCAAAUAAUCUGGUUGAACCUAAUUAUGUUGCCCAUACCUGUUAAAGUGUCAAUCUAAUUCCAGCUCACUGUCCAUGUCCACUCGUAGUAUUCAGUUCUUACUCGCUGUAGUAGUUAAUUUUAGCAAGACCAGCUUGCUGUUGGGUUUUUAAAAAUUUUAAACCCCAAACAGCAAGCUAGUCUUGCUAAAAUUAACUACCACAUCGAGACAUACAGUAAGAACUGAAUACUACUACCGUUAUUCAAUAAUAAUGGUACACAAUUUGAAUCGAUUAAAACAAACAAACCACCUGAUUUAAAAUUUAGAUCGAAUUCGCCACUAAGCAAACGGGCAUGAUUUUAUACUGUUAAUUAAUAAUUAUAUCAAAUUAAUGUUUAUGAGUAUUUUGUAUCUUGAAGUUACAAAAUGGCUAGGUGAAUGUUUCCUUUCUUUUUAGCAAUAAUUAGUAUUUUUUUUAUCAUAAAACAUUCAGUUGAUAGAGCAUUGUGUUUCACUGUUUUCUUGUUACGUUGGUACAGGGUUCUCUUUCAUAUCGUGACUUCUUCUCAGACACCUGGAAGGCAUUCACCAAGCAUCCAAUAAUCCGCUUAAAAGACUAUGCUGGCAAGAGGGUAAGUGUUUGGUUGUUGUGGGUGUUUGUAACCUCCCCGCAAUCCUAUUGAAAUUUCAGUCGACGCCACACAAGCAAACUUACAUUAUAUGUUUUAGUAAUUGACAGAGAAAGAUCCUUCUGCGUCAGUCAAGACUUAGCUUUGUUUUUUUUUCUUUUGGGGGAGGGGGUGGGGGUUGAAACCUCCCACUCCAGAACCUUGCAUUCUUUUCUUCUGCCCAUUUUUCUUAGCUUCCUUUAAUAUUUUGCACUGUUGCAUAAUAUCCCUCCAUUUCUCUUGCUUCCAGCCCUUAUUAGAACUCUCAGCACCCGCCCUGUCUAUUGGUAAUCUUCCUGUGUUUCGCUGUCAUAUCUUUUCAGGUGUGUUUCAGGGACGCUGUCUUUUCUUUCAACCCAAGGAUGAUCCGUGGUCUCUAUUACAACAUGCCUUUGGUAUAACUUUACACUGUAGUUUCUGUUUAAAAUGUUGUUCACCAUCACUAAGUGGAUACACGUAGCUAAGGAUAGCAAAUGAUUACACCUACUGUAGAUUCCUUUGUAGAUACAGUAAUUUUUAAGGGCCGGAAGUUGAGAGGUGGCCAGUGCUGGAUUGCGCUUACACGUACUUGUAAACCUUAAGUAGAAUCCUGCUACAAUAGUUCGGACCAGGGGUUUCAAUAAGCACCGACGACCGACGAAACGCGUCUGUUAUUUUGCUCAGAGAAGUCGGCUACUUUCUCCCCGAAAGAGGAAGCAACAAGUACUUAUGAUGUCGUAAACAAAAUAACAUAUCAUAAAAUCUGAAUGAAAACGUAAAGGCCCACUGGUUUUGAGUUAUGCUUUGGUUAUGCAAGCGCUGUAUUUCAGUCAAUUCUUCACACGUUUCUUUGGAGAUUUCACAGAAUUUGUCCUCGUUCAAAUGUACGUUUGUUCAUUGCUUGUAAGUUGUGUGGCUGAUAAUCAGAACCUGAAUGAAAGCUGCAUUUUCUUGAAUGAAAAACACACUCUUUUGUACUCAAUUGAGUCCCCAGAACGCCGGAAAAUCGCAUUUUAGGGCUUUGAAAUUUCAAGGGAGCAUGCCCCCUCUAGAGGCGCUGGAUUAACGCCCCCUUGUUGAUACAGUCGGGUACUCUAUUCAAACCUGCUGGCUACUUUUAUUUUUAUGGAAACCCCUGGUUCCAUGUAGCUAUUCUGUGGUUUGUCUCAACAAUAGGGCAUAAUUACACUGGCAGAGUUCACACAGUUAUGUCUUGAAAAGUCCUUAGAUUUCAGAGGAAGUCCUUGAAAAAAGUAAAAUUUCUCCACUUGUCCUUGAAUUUUGACUUGGUUAUGGCAAAAUAGAGUUGAGGUGAUAUUUCUAAGAAGGGCAAUAGGUUCAUUACUACUAUUUUCUCAGAUUAAAGUCCUUGAAAAGUCCUUGGAAAAAAAUCUUAAUUUACUUUGCUAACACUGACCGAGGAGCAAGUGGGUUACGAUUACUUGGAUACAUCAAUGUUUUGCAGGUUCCUAGUUGUGUUGGCAGUGGGCUCUUCAAGGCCUUCUCAGAGCACACUCUUCAUAGGCUUGGUGUGAAACAGGACAACCACAGUGUAAGUCUGUGUUAAUCAAAUAAAACAAAUUAUACAUUUGUAUUGCUAAAACAAUACCUUUUGUUGACUUCUGUGACGUCAAUUUUCUCGUUGCUUAAGGUCCCUAUUAUUAUUUUAGGAAGAAGAAUUUAGAAUAACCCUGUUAGCCCGGAGCACAAAGUAUCGCAAAAUUCUUAAUCAAGAUGAGGUAAUAAUAAUAUUCCUACUAGUAUAUUUUUGAUAGCGGAGCUCUCUCGCGCGAAGCGGAGCACCAUAGGUAAGAAAAUUUGGUUAUCUAUGCAUCCAAAAAAUUUUGGUCGUGACGUAAUCGUCCGCCCGUCCGUCCGUCGAUCCGUACGUCCGCCUCUUCAUGUAAGCCGACGUGAAAUUUUAAGCGCUGAUGAAAAUAGCAAUCUUGAUAUCGGCGCUAUAUAAGUAUUAUUAUUAUUAUUAUUAUUAUUAUUAUUAUUAUUACAUUUCAAGCACCCCGUUCGUUUCGGCGUUAAAUCACAUGGCCGCUCGGACGUUUAGAGGGAAAAAAAACAGCAGCAAAAAAGCCGCGUCUUUCUUUUCACUACAUUUUAAUGUCUACAUUAACGUGGACAACAGGGAAAGAGCUAGAGCGAGCGGAGACCAAUUUCGUUGGAAGGAAAACGUAAAAAUUAUAUAGCGGCGGUGUGAAAAUGAGAAAUUCUAGCGGCUUCCAAGGUGAAAACAUGAGCGGUGGUGGAGAAAGCAAAGUGAACGGGAGCACAGACAUUUCCUCCAUAAAACGUGUAACUAGGAAGUUAAAAGAAGUUUCACUUUUUAGUCGUGCAAAACGUGUGCUGCACGUGCAAAGUUUUUUUUUUUUUUUUUGCUGAUUAGAAAAAAGUGUGUUGCACGUGCAAAGUUGUUUUUUAGCUUAUUAGCGCCUGUUUACGUGGAGGUGGGGGACCCCAGGUGGAUGAGGUAACCUGCUUAGGUGGGGUUAAAUAUUAACCCUCCUUUACAUGCAAUCUUGCAACCCCGCCAUCCCGGGGUGCACUUUCUCAAGAUUAUUAUAUGGUCGCUAAGCACGUAAACAAGAAAAAUGCUGGCAAACCACGUGUUUUGGCGAUUAAUGCACUUCUACACUCACUUGUUGCUCUUGCUGCAACCUUCAGUGCAAUGGCUUUCUAUUGUUACCUUUAAUAAUGAUGCAAAGCCACCGCCAAAGUGAAUUUUGCGCGAAUUUGAUGUAUCACGAAUCCAACCCCGGCCAGGCGGGUUACCCCACCUUGAAACGUUUACAUGACAAAAUUUGACCCCGGCCUAGAGGGUAACCUGUUCUGGUAGACCGGGCUAUCCGCCUUUGCGGGUUACCCCACCUAUCAUGUAAACGUGAUCAAAUUAAAAUGAGAUAUUAUAUGGACAGGCGACCUGGGGUCCCGCACCUCUAUAUAAACAGGCCCUUAGAUCUAUUGUUGUUAUUUUUUACAGUUCUCGUUGUUUUCACCGUUUCUUUAGAAUUACUUGAUUUUAUAUUUUCUUUGAGGAAACUAUAAAUAUUAAAUAUAUUACUUAAGUUUAUAAAAAUUAACUUGUCUGUCCUUAACGUUGUUUUCUUAAUACAGACAGUUGAUUCAGCUAUUUCUAAAUUAGUACUAAAAUGUGAGAGUUGAAAAAUAUUGUUGAAACCUUUUUAAACUCAAUUCCUGUUUGAUAUACAUGUAUUUACUUAUUGAAUAUUACAUUGUAAAUAGUAUCAUUUUUCAGUAUUUACCAAAUCAGUGAAAAACAAUUUUGGCGCGUUUUCAUUGGCUUCUGUAACUCGGAAUGUCCUUGGCUAUUCACUGUUUUGCUACCGUAGACAAGAUGGCGUCACGUUUCGAGACAUUUUCGGAAGACGAAAUUUGUGCGAUAAAUGAAGCAGUCGUGCAAAAAAAUACUAAGAAAGCGACGAACUUUGGCUUGUCAGUGUUCAGUGGUAGGUAGAAAAUUAUUUUCGUGCUGAAUUUGCAACAAAAUCGUAAAAUGCACUUCAUAAAUACCCGAAAUGUUUGUAAAUUGUAAACAAAGUUCGUACUAUGCGACGUUUUUAAUUUACAAAAAGUUGCUUUUUUUCAGUUUUAUCCAAAUGAUUUGGUAAAUACUAAAACAACUAUCCCCCUCAGGGUCGGUGAGCAGCGCUAGAUAUUCAGCUAUUUCGAGAAAGGUUGUCGGAAAAAAUGUGCACGCGACAAUCCCGAAGGGUAAUAUGGGAUAUGAUCAAUACGCUGUUCCUGACACUGCAGCUGACGAAUCUUCUAUUGUUGCUUUCCUUUAGAAUUCGCAAACAUACGUCUAUGGCCUCUCGUGCCAUUCUUUCAAAUUUCUUUGUAGAACAAAGAACUCAAAACCACCCACAAUACCUUUCGGGAUUGUCGCGUGCACUUUUUCCAACAACCUUUCUCGAAACAGCUGUAUACCUCAUCCACCACAGUUCACCUCCCUUCGGGGGAUAGUUGUAUACUAUACUUAUUAUUAUUCAGUGUUUGCAACUGUUUAGAUGGAAUAUUAUAGUGGAAAUUCAUGUCAUUACUGGAUUAAUUUAAUUUAAUUUUAAUAUCGUUGAGCGUCCUUAAAAAGGUAUCUUGGUAAAAUUACAUUUUAUAUUAUUCAUUCAAAAUUUGUGUCAUUUCUGAUUGGCUAUAAUCUUUUGGCUAAUUCUUCAUAACCAGCUGGCAUCCAGCUGGCAUUUCAUGACCAAAGUAAUUUGGACGAUGUGAGCAAUAUACAAUGUGAUGGUAUGUCAAAUAUACAUGUGCAACCUUGCUUCCAGGCAGUGGCCCAGCAGCCCUUUAAGCUGUUGUAGCAUGAAGAUAGAACUUAAUUAAGAAAAAUAUGGCGAAAUAUUUUAGUCAAAAUGGCUAUCCAAAGAUGAAAUAGCCGAAUAAAAUGAUCAUAACUGAAAGGAGCAAAACAAAGCAACCACAACAACAAAAAACAAUGUUCUUGGAGGGAUGUCAUCUGCCUUUUGAGCAAUAUCUGCCAGGACAAAACAUCUCUUCACCUUCUGAAACUGUCCUGUGAAACAGGCAGAUGUUUUGAAGAAAGUUUUCAGAGGAGAUAUACGAAGCAUUUUGAGUGAAUACUAUUAAAUCAAUAAUUGUUUUUGAGUUUGGCUUUUUUCAGUUACUAUGAAGUGAAGAAUUAUGGAAAUCUCAGAGUUGUUAAUUCCAAUUCUUCAUAUCAUUCUCAGCAUCAGUCAAUAUAAUAAUAAUGUUGUUUUUUAUUUAAAUUACAUGUAGCUUGUAGGUGCAAUGAUGCAUGUUCCAAUGUUUAAAGUGAAAAUUGUUGAUUAUACUUGGUGAGUUCUCUUUUUUUUUCUUGAAAUUGUUAUUUACAUUAUAACCAUCUUGAUAUUGCACUUUUUGCAGCAACUGUGUGAUUUCGUGCAUGCUGAUUGGUUGAGAGCUACAUUGUAUGGUGGGAGUAUAAUUUUUAUUAAAUUUUAUGGAUCAUUGAAUUUACAAGUACAUGUAAAUGAUGAUAGUGCAAUUUGCUUUUCUUUGUCUCUUGCGCCUGAUUUUUGAGGAAACUUCACUGCCCAAGGAAUGGACUUUUUUUCUUAACUGUCAGUGCUAUUAUGAAAACCAAAUUGACAACAACGAUAUAGUUUUCAUGGUCUUUACUCUUAAAGACCUUAGAAAUACCGUCAAAUUAUACGUUCAAAACUUUUCUGUGAAACGCACUCGCCUGGAGCUCGUGGUUUGACCACAUGAUCAUGAGAUUUUCUAGACCAGUUGUCCUUUGUCCCCUAUUUUUCGGUAAGAUCGUCGAGCGCUUUGCGUUACGGGCAGCCAAAUGAUAAUAUUUCCUUGUAUGUAAUAUUGGCCCUUUGUAUGAUAUUAUUUUCUUGCAGGCAGAUGCCAUUCUUGGAGCAAUUAAAGGUAAAACUUAUUAUUAGCAGUAAUGUUUAGUUUUUAGUCAUGGUCAUUGUUAUUUAUUGAUUUUUCUAAAAUAUCUUUUUUAACAUUGGGUUUCUUUAGUGAAAAUAUUUAACGAACUGAAAUAAAUUUUUUUUUAAAAUAAUAACAUUUUCUGUUGUUAGAGCAGUAAAAUUAAUAAAAUAGUAACUUAUAAUGAUGAUGAUGAUGAUUAUGAUAAAGUUAGUCUGUAUUAUUAAUGACCUUUUUGAUGUAAAACAUUUUGUUUUAUGUAUGUUAUUCCCAGAUAACCCAUAACUCUGACAUAUUUAUUGGGAUGCAUGGAGCAGGACUCACACAUGCAUUGUUUUUGCCAGACUGGGCGGUGCUGUUUGAAUUGUAAGCAUUUUUUUUUGAAAUUGAGUAAAAUAAUUUAUAAUUAGUAUUUGUAAAAGCAUGAUUUGUAGUGAUAUUUGGCAUAAAUACCACGAGUGAUAUUUCAAAGUUGUUAUAAGUAAUUUCACGAGCCGUUAGGCGAGUGAAGUUUGAGACAAUUUUGAAAUAUCACGAGUGAUAUUUGUGCCAAAUAUCACAUACGAAUCAUGUUAUUCUUUGUUUAUACUACUACCCGCCAAAGGUUUGCAAUUUUCACAUGUAGAUAUUUUAAAGUAAGCUGAAAUACCACUGCUUGGUUGGGGUGGAGCUAGAUUCUGUCUUUCACUUACCCAGUGGGCUUGUCAAUAUUACUACUAAACUAAAUUUUAGUUUUACGGGAUACAAUUGACUGUGGUAGAAAAAGUUAAUGUUUUUGGGGUGGUACAUCCUAAGAAGCAAGCUAGAAAAUAUAUUUUCUUUGCACUGUGGUGUAGGCUAGACCUGUUUACCCCAGCUGCUGGAUCUGAAGACCACCUCAUUGACCAGUAACUGGGUACUGCUGACGUGACACUGAUUGAAAUAGUUAUCAUUUGUAUAUUCUAUUCAAAGGUACAACACAGAGGACCCAGCUUGUUACAGUGACUUAGCAAGACUAAGGUAAUAAUUAUUAUUGGGCUACCUGUGGCAAAGCCUGACGCUAGCUUGGGUAGUCAAGUUUUACAUUCUGUGUCAAAGAGGGCAUAUGCCGGACGGGUGACCCAGGAGGCUGUGUGUAACCUGUUUUCCUUGCUGAGAGGCUGAUUCUUUUACUUUUGAGGGAUGGGACGGGCGAUUUACACGGUCAGACUUGGAUGGCAAAUGAAAUUUUUGAGCGUAGAAAUUGGCUGCUUGCAUUAGUUGAUCACGUGAUCAACUUUCGAUAAACACGAAAACAGUUCGCUUUUGAAAAAUUUUAUUAGCAUGAGCUGAAAGAGCAUAUUAAAAUUAGGUAACCUGUGAAUUUACAGCCAUAUAUCUCAAUAGUAGCGAUUGCAACGGCCGCGAAAAUUAAAAGGAUUUGUAUGAGAAAAACAACUUUUGCCACCCAAUCACCCUUGAAUGGUUGUCCAUACAAAUCCUGUAAAUUUCGUUAUUUUCAACCUGUCCUGAAGUAUUUCCCUUGCGGGGUUCAAAUCUCCUUAUUAUUCAUAACAAGCACUUUGAGCCCUUAAAUGCGUAAGGAAAAGAUUUAAUGACAGUUUAAAAAUUUCAGGAUUUACAAGGAGUUGUGUGGAAAACCACUGCAGAUCUUUGGUAACUUUUUGCAUAAUGUUCAAUGCAUAAACAAAUGCCAAGGACAGUCCAAGUUAUCAUUGUUGGGUGGUGAAGACAGUGGUGAUCAUGAUCAGUGAGACAGUAAUUAUGUACCUUUUGUUUUUACUUUGGAAAGUCCUGAGAUUUUUCCUUCUUGUUUUAUUUUUGAUUUUUUUACAGAGGUGUGAAUUACAUUACAUGGGAACAUAAAGAAGAGCUUUUUCAAGAAGAUGAGGUAUGUGCUACUUUUUACUUCCUAUAUGUGAUUAGAACCGGUUUUUUUUUUUAUUUCAACAUGGUGAAAACGAUCCCCAAGCCGUCGCUUCAUGGUCCUUGCAUUCUCAAAUAAAUGUUACCGCAGCACCUGGUUGCCAGAGGUCAGGAAAUGGUCAGGGAAAAUAAAAUUUCUUCAAGGUCAGGAAAAAGUCAGGGAAUUUCACUUCGAGUCAGGAAACAUUUACGUCUGACAGAAGGCAAGAAAAUAUUAAGAGUACAUUUGUACAUUUACAGACAUGAAUCGUGUUGCAUUGGUAGAAUAUUUUUCAUGAAAUUUGAACACGCUGAUGUUGAGUUUUGAAUUUUUCAGUUUUUUUUGCACGUUAUGUUAAGGAACUUUCAAUUCAUAUACACUGAACGUGACUUGCUGAAAGCAAUAAUAGAUGGGUGGGUGAUGGCUGAGAGGGUAGCGUUGAGUCCAUUAUCGGGACUUAUUUGUGAAAUUGUUAAUUCAGUUGGUCAGGGAAAUUUUACAGUUGUCAGGAAAAGGCAGGGAAAAGUCAGGGGAUUUCAGAAACCUCUGGCUGUGGCAACCAUUCAUGUAUAUUGGCAUUUUCUUGUUGCGAGGAUCUUUUACGGUGUUGGGAAAACCUGCGCGUUCGGCGCUUUAACAAUCAGUGAGGACUGUAUCUGUCAGUUUUACUUUUAUUACGACUCUUGCUAUUCGUCACAAUCCAACUCGAUCUAAUCCCAUCUAACCCUAAAGUUACAAUGUUCAGCUGUCACAAUGUUCAGACAUACAUGUCACAUAUAUAUGUCACGUGUAUAUUCCCUAAUACGCUUAACCAUACAUUAUUUAUAACAUAGAAUGAUUAGUUAACAUACCACUAUCUAAUGAUUCAUUUUCUACAAUUGUUACCUUGUGCGUGCCUCUAACUGGUUGUAGUUACAAAUCUGGCAUCACAAUGGUCUUUUUCACAAACAGUUUCUUUUUACACCCAAGUUUAGGCUAAUUAAGAAAUGUGUCAUCGACCCAUCUACGCUUUUACAGAAUAAUGUAACUGGUUAAAAAGUUGUCACAACAACUUUUACACUAAUUAUUUUUCCUGCACAACCAAAGGAUAAAUCCACCCUACAGAAAUCUUUCAUAUUCAUCCCAGAAUAUUAUCUAACUACAAUUUGUGCAUGUAUGAAAAGUAAAUAAUCUGGCCGGGUUGUUCGAAGGCCGAUUGACGCUUUACCCGGGGUUAAAUUUAACCCAGGUUUCUUUUUCUUAUGUUCAAAAGCUUUUUCUCGGAUAAUUUUCUCUGAUAUUUUUGGAGCUUCCAAUCAUCAACUUGUGGAUAAAAAGAAUUAAAAGUGAAAUGCUUUUUACGCUUUCACAUGAUCUGAAUUCAAAUCUCGCACUUAUUCUGGGUUAUCUUAACCCAGCUUUGAACAACUCGGCCUUGUUCAUUAGAUUUUAAUAACUUUUGUCUUAGUCUUGUGAACAAAAUGCCAGUUUAAGUGAAACCACUGGUAAGUAGUACACUCCGCAAUAGACAAAAUCGAUUUCUCUUGUUCUUCUGUCAAAAAAUGUUUUGUUUAUGUAACUCUCUAAAAUGCAUUCACCCGCACUGUGCUUUUCAAGAACAUGCAAACCCUUCACCCUUUAAGCCCCGAUAUUAAAAGGUUUAAGAAUUAACCAUGUAAUUUUUAAGUUUUCUGUUUCUGUCGGUCACCCUAACAGACUUCUGAGGAAACACAGAUUUUCUUCAGCGGGUUGUAAGUGGUAGAUUUCAAUCCAUUUUGUUUGUUUUGUUUUGUCAUAGUUUGACUGAUAGAAGCAAAAAAUAUAUGUCACUUAACUUUUUGACUUUUGAGUUUGCAUGGUAUUGAAAAAUGCAGUAAUACUUGUUCCAAUGCUGUUCUUCAGAGAAUGUUUCACGAAGCGUUCCAUUUUGGUACUAAGUAUUCUAAAAAAUAUAUUUUUUAUGCUUAAUUCAAAGGUUAAAAAAGGUUUGCUAUAAAAGUUAACGUUAAAAAAGAACUACGUUUCGACCGUUCGACGGUCAUUUUGAAAUUGCUUGUGACGGUCUCUGGAUCUUGUCCAUGCUCAUCCUUUACGUGGUUGCCGAUUGUAACGAAGGUUUAAAUGGAGAUUUUUUCGCUUAUUUAACAGGGCCAUCAUCCAACGUUAGGUGCUCAUGCGAAAUUUACAAACUAUGCUUUCAAUGUGGAUGAAUUCAUGAGGCUUAUUUACAAAGCAGCUGAUGCAGUUCAAGAUCGCAGGCGUAACCCACUGUUCAAGAAAUCUUUACAUUAA
Molecule: messenger RNA, 40639 nt
Organism: Porites lobata
Lineage: Eukaryota; Metazoa; Cnidaria; Anthozoa; Scleractinia; Poritidae
Source: the annotation of a GenBank genome assembly